This is a messenger RNA of Vollenhovia emeryi, 1872 nucleotides long. RefSeq lists its product as uncharacterized. The transcript has a single exon. NCBI's taxonomy places the organism in Eukaryota, Metazoa, Arthropoda, Insecta, Hymenoptera, Formicidae. The coding region runs from base 1 to 1872 and encodes 623 amino acids. The record is from RefSeq and is a predicted model, not a curated record.
AUGGCCACCGAACAAAUUCCUGUCGCGCCUAAGGCACGACGUACGGUCAUUAAGGGCUCGUGCACGCGUAUCAAAACAUACGUAGACGCUGUUUCUAAUGUAACGCCGUCGGUAAUUGCUCAACUUGAAGAGCGAAAGGCGAAACUGGACGAUUACUGGGUCGCGUAUCACGAGGUACAAUCGCAACUCGAGGCGUUAGAUCCAAACGAGACUAAGGAUCGCGUAGGAUUCGAAGACUCGUUCUACGCGCUUUCAGCUAGAAUUCGCGAAAUUCUUCGUCCGGCAUCGACGCCACGCGCACCGACGAGCCCGCCCUCCGCAACGACGAACCCGCCCCCCGCGUCACAAACAUCCAAUGGAUCCGAGAGUCGCAGUAGCAUCCGAUUGCCCAAGUUGAAUCUUCCAUCGUUCUCCGGCAAAUAUGACGAAUGGUUUCCAUUCUACGAUUCGUUUAAUUCAAUAAUUCAUUCCAAUCUUUCAAUUAGCAAGGUGCAAAAAUUGCAAUAUUUGAAAACUUCGUUAACGGGAGAAGCAAGUAAUAUAAUAAGCUCAUUAGAGAUCUCAGACAUAAACUACGAAGUAGCAUGGAAUUUAUUGAAGGAGCGUUAUGACAAUAAGCGCAUAGUUGUGCAUACGCACAUCAAGGCAAUAAUGGAACUGCCGGCAAUGACGAAGGAAAAUUCAACUGGGCUGCGACGAUUCUCGGAUGGUGCCACCCGGCACAUACAGGCGCUUCAGGCACUCAAACGUCCUACGCAACAUUGGGACGAUAUAAUCGUACACGUAUUAAGUUCAAAACUCGAUACACUCACACUGCGAGAAUGGCAAGCGUCGCUAGGGGGAUCGGAUCCUCCCACGAUUAAACAGUUCGAGGAGUUCAUUAACCGUCGUUGCCAAAUGCUUGAGGCGACCGGCAAGUCUAAUGACACACCAUCGAAGGAUGCCAACAAAAGAUCGCAACCAAGCGAAAGGCGCCAGGCUUCCUGCGUAGCCACCGUCAAACAAAGGUGCAAUUACUGUAAUGGCGAGCACGCUGUAUAUUACUGUAAGGACUUCCUGGAUUUGUCCGUACCUCGGAGAAUCACCGCAGUUCGUGAACGCAAGCUGUGCGUCAAUUGUUUGCGCUCCCCCGCUCAUGCUUUAAACAAAUGUACCUCGAGGGGGUGCAAGGUUUGCAAGGUAAAGCACAACACAUUGCUGCAUCAAGCCGACUCAUCAACAAACAAUCCCGAGCCGCCCAAGGACUCGAAGACGCCAACAUCAUUGGUCGCAACAGGAACGUACGUCUCAAGCAACAGCUGCGAGAGGUAUACCAUGCUUUCCACCGCAGUUGUCAACGUUUUCGAUUGUAAAGAAUCACCGCUACCAUGUCGCGUCCUACUUGAUUGCGGUUCUCAAGCCAACUUCAUUUCACGAGAAUGCGUGAACACCUUGGGUUUGAGGACACGCCCGUGGAAUAUAUCAAUCUCUGGUAUAAGCAACACAGCCACUAAGGCUACGCAAUCGGUCAAGAUACAAUUACAGUCUCGUCUGAACUCAUACACGGCGGCGGUGGAUUGCAUCGUAAUGGAUCAGAUCACGGAUAAGCUGCCCGCAUUUACCAUGCCACGGGGAGAGUACAACCUUCCGCACAAUCUCAACUUGGCGGAUCCGCAAUUUAACGUCUCGUCGAAAAUCGACAUCCUCCUCGGGGCGGAAAUAUUCUGGGAAUUACUAUGCGUGGGGCAAGUCAAGUCCUCCCCCAGUCACCCAACCUUGCAGAAGACGCGAUUCGGUUGGAUCUUAGCGGGGCGCCUGAGCAACAGCCGGGAUUCUGAAAGGAACAUACGCUCCUUCCACGCAUCCAUUUCCAACGAUCAAUUACAAGAAUAG